AUGAGUGACUCACCUAACUCACCACCGUCUGACUUACAGUCGAUGAUUAACUCGGUGGCCGCCUCAGUGGAAAAGGCUAUUGCCAAACUACUGGUGCAGAACCCCAGAACUGACACUGCCACCGAACCAACCACGGAACCGAAAGAGUCUACCUUCCCCAGAGACCUCCCCGCCAUAAAGCGGCAAUGGAAGGGCGCCGGCUCAGGCAACCAAAAACCUAAAGGCAAAGCUCUGUUGAAAGGGAGCCAUCAGGCAGAAAGAAGGGGACCAUUACCACCAUGCACCCCGUCCUCGGAGGACGACCACCACAACCCUGCUGUCACUCGAAAUUAUGGAUGA
Molecule: messenger RNA, 339 nt
Organism: Pelobates cultripes (western spadefoot toad)
Lineage: Eukaryota; Metazoa; Chordata; Amphibia; Anura; Pelobatidae
Source: the annotation of a GenBank genome assembly